UGCCCACCAGUCGCUGCAUCCUCAUCACUCGCGGAGCUGAGCUCGAUCAGAUCGCCAUGGUGGUGAAGGUCUACGGUGAGGCCCGGGCAGUGUGUCCUCAGAGGGUGAUCCACUGCCUCGUGGAGAAGGGCGUCCCUUUUGAGCUAGUCCACGUAGAACUCGACUCCAUGGAGCAGAAGCGACCCGAGUUCAUGGAAAAACAACCGUUCGGGCAAGUCCCCUACGUCGUUGAUGGCGAAUUCGAGCUCUUCGAAUCGCGCGCCAUCGCUCGUUACUACGCGAGCAAGUACGCGGACUACGGGCCCAGCCUGCUGGGGCGGACGGUGGAGGAGCGAGCCAAGGUGGAGCAGUGGAUGGACGUGGAGGCCAUGAACUACAACCCGGUGGCCUUCUCGAUCGUGUGGAACGCGUUCAUACUCCCGGCGCGAGGGCUGGCGCGGAAGGAGGAGAAGGCGGCGGCGGCGGCCAGGAAGCUGGAAGCGAUCCUGGAGGUGUACGAGAAGCAGCUGGCGAAGAGCAGGUACUUGGCGGGGGACGAGUUCACGCUGGCCGACCUGACCCACAUCCCGGCGACGAGGUACGUCGUGGAGAACUGCGACAUGGCGCACGUGAUGGAGGGGAAGCAGCACCUGAAGGCGUGGUGGGACAACAUCACCGCCCGUCCUGGGUGGAAGAAGGUCAUGGAAUUUGUUGAAACUGGGGCGAACAAGCAUCAACCAUAGCCCAUUAUUAUUAUUAUUAUUAUUAUUAUUAUUAUUAUUAUUAUUAUUAUUAGCAGUAGUGGUGAUUGAGAGUACGAGAUCAAUAAAAGUAGAAGGAAAAAUAGGAAAGAAAUUCUCAACCGCAUGAAAAUCGUUGGCUUGAAUUGAAGAGAAAAAAAAAAAACCUUCCUUCUAGAUAAGCUCAGUUUAUGCCAUGGUUCGAAAGCAAGCGCCGCGCAAACAGGCAGUCAGCUCACGUUUGAAGGCACCGAUCUUCCAUAACAGUGUAAUGGUUAGUUCUUCAAAUGGGUAUUCAAAUAUUUAAAAUUCGAAUUCUAAUUAUGAUGUAUUGUUUUCUUUAAUAGGACAAUAAACCUAAUAGUAUUA
Zingiber officinale is the source of this 1088-nucleotide messenger RNA. RefSeq names its product glutathione S-transferase F11-like. NCBI's taxonomy places the organism in Eukaryota, Viridiplantae, Streptophyta, Magnoliopsida, Zingiberales, Zingiberaceae. The transcript is spliced from 3 exons. The record is from RefSeq and is a predicted model, not a curated record. The coding region runs from base 57 to 722 and encodes 221 amino acids. Gene Ontology annotation, cellular component: cytoplasm. Gene Ontology annotation, molecular function: glutathione transferase activity; glutathione binding.